Ceratina calcarata is the source of this 2259-nucleotide messenger RNA. Its product is annotated as ADAMTS-like protein 4. Gene Ontology annotation, biological process: proteolysis; extracellular matrix organization. Lineage: Eukaryota; Metazoa; Arthropoda; Insecta; Hymenoptera; Apidae. The transcript has 14 exons. Bases 1 to 1977 code for a protein of 658 amino acids. Gene Ontology annotation, molecular function: metalloendopeptidase activity. The record is from RefSeq and is a predicted model, not a curated record. Gene Ontology annotation, cellular component: extracellular matrix.
AUGAGCAGAAACCCGUUCAUGAUGACGUCCAAGGUCUAUCAAGGAAGUGGCACAUUGCGUAACCGAGUAGAUAGUACAUUGAAGCAGAUUCGAAACGCCUUUGACUCCCAGGAAGCGAAUGAGAUUAUCCUUGAUCCAAAUUCAUCGAACAAAACUCGUGCCUCUGACUUUCCCAAGCUUAACGAUCGUCCAUUAACUGAGAACCGAAAUCCAUCACCGCCCACGCUGUACUGCUUCAGAUUGUCAAUGUUACGUCAUACGGAGAAUUAUCUGGCGGUCAAGCUACAAGAUGGCAGCUACUUGUUCAAUGGAAAUUACAGCAUCAAUUUGUCUGGCAAAUAUCAGGCAGUUGGUACGACAUUUGUUUAUCUUCGUCAAAGCCCUCAGAACUUGGAAAGCUUUUCUGCUGUCGGACCUUUGCAAGAGCCUAUUGAUGUCAUGGUUUUAUAUCAAGACCCGAAUCCCGGAAUUGUAUACCGAUACAUUAUCCCCGGGGGUGCACCUGUUUCUCCGAAUUCCCAUCUUAGUCAUAAAACAAUAUCUAAUAAAGCUGCUGAACCCAUUUCGCCAACUGUUCCUCACAAAAAGAUAGAUAGUGGUCCUAUUAUCAGUGAGGGAAUCCAACCGCAUGUUCCCAGGCGAUACAAGAAAAGGAAAUUUUUUUGGAAACCGAGCGGAUAUACCGAGUGUAGCAAAACUUGCGGCGGAGGUUUCCAGAUACUGAAGUAUGUCUGCAUAAGGGAAUUCACGCAGACGCCUGUUCCCGAUAAAAGGUGUCACGCGUUGGAGAAGCCACGAGAAACGCAAGCACGGUGCAAUACUAUACCUUGUCCACCCAAAUGGAGAGCUGGACCAUGGGGCGAUUGUUCCGUCACCUGUGGAACCGGAACACGCAUCAGAAAUUUAGAAUGCGUACAAGAAAUUACACCAUCGCUGAUAAUGAGAAUAUCUGAUGGUGCCUGCAUAGAACCGAAAAUUCUUUCUACCACGGAAGCUUGCGAAAUGCCGCAAUGCGAAUUCAAACCAGUAAUAGAACCAGUGACGUUGCCACCACCACAGUGGAGUGCAGGAUUAUGGUCUCCAUGUUCUACAACUUGUGGUCCUGGUAAAAGGACGAGAACUGUGUCUUGUAUUACCCAGGGAUUGCCUUGCAAUCUCGAUGAAAAGCUUGAAUCUCAAGAAACUUGUGAUUUGGGACCUUGUACCACGAAAGCGUCACAAACGAACGCGAUUCCAGCAAGAUUACAAGAUCCUACGUGGCUGUACACCGAAUGGUCUGAAGAGUGUUCUGCGGAAUGUGGAGUCGGCUUGCAAACAAGGAGAAUUUUCUGCGAAAAAGGUCCGCAAAAUGAACAGUGCGACGAAUCCGCACGACCUGAAACUUCGAGAAUAUGUUCCAGUAAUAGAACUUGUAGCGGACAGUGGUUUACAGGACCCUGGUCCGAGUGUUCUAUGGAAUGCGAUACAGGAGAGCAAGUCAGAGAAGUAGUUUGUAUAACGACGCUUCGAGGGUCUCUUCGCGUAGUUCUGGACAUGAACUGUCCAGCGAACAAACCGGAAACGAGGAGAUCCUGUAAUGGUCCACCCUGCUCGUCCACGUGGUUCAUAUCAGACUGGACGGAAUGUUCUCGAUCGUGCGGAAAAGGCUAUCAGAGAAGGGAAGUAAAGUGUCUGAAUAAAGAUGGCCAAACACCUGAACACUACGAGCUUCAUUGCAAGGAGAAAGAUCGACCUGCAUCUCGACGGUUCUGUAACGAUUAUCCUUGCAGGGACGACACGCACAGAUCUGAAACGCAUCACGCUGUUCUGCAAGUUCAAAAUGAUCCCGAAGUUUCAAAUGUACUCGAGGAAAAUCCACUUUGCAAGGACAGUAUAGCGAACUGCAAACUAGUUGCGCAAUCGCGACUUUGUACUUAUCAAUUUUAUCAACAGCUGUGCUGUCAAUCGUGCUCUAGAACGAAACAAGAACUCGAAUGAAGAUUCGAGGAAGUAUUGACAAUGUAUAAACUGAAGUGACUUCGUCGAAGGUAACUUCAAAGCGUUAUACGUAUUGCUGUAGACUUACUGCUGCACUGCCAGAUAGAAUUUUUCAUGUCGAUUUUUACAUGUAUCUGAAAAUUAUAUUUAAUACUUUUUGCAAAAUGUGCGUAGAGAAAUUGAUACUUUAGUAGAAUUGACAUAUUAAUCCUUUAUAUAAUAUGUAAUAAAUUAUAAUUUUUUCAACGUCCUAUAAUAUUUGAGAAACAAUUAUUUAUCGUA